Molecule: messenger RNA, 2736 nt
Organism: Fusarium poae
Lineage: Eukaryota; Fungi; Ascomycota; Sordariomycetes; Hypocreales; Nectriaceae
Exons: 3
Coding region: 1-2736 (911 amino acids)
Molecular function (GO): NAD+ binding
Source: RefSeq, a predicted model, not a curated record
AUGCCGACCACCCACGUCUCUCCCGAGUCCCAGGACGACUUGAAAGAUAUCGCAAAUGGGCUACUCAAGGCGCGCAAGGUCAUAAUCGUGACUGGUGCUGGUAUCAGCACGAAUUCGGGCAUUCCUGACUUUCGUUCCGAGAACGGUCUUUACUCGUUAAUCAGUACGCAACUUGACGCGGCACAGCGGGCGCGUCUGCAGGAAAACACAGCCGACGACGAACCAUCCGACUCCGACUCUCGACCAGCACCCAAGAGAAGGAAAAUACUGCGCAAUGACUCUCAAAAACCUGAAGAGGACUUGGGCGAAUUAAGGGACGAGAUCGAAGUUCAACUUGAAGAUCCUGACCCGGUAGAAGAGGAGGUCGCGGAUACUAUCCAGGUCGAGGGCCAUCCUGAAGACGAAGAGCGACCAGAAGACCCAGAUGCGAUGCCUGUGGUAAAUCCUAGGACAACACGCUCGACCAUAGCUGUGGCUCAGCCGCCAACUUCUCCGCUAUCCUCACCUCCACCUGAAGAUUUUCGCAUUACACCACCCUCUGCUUUUAGAAGAGUACGAAGGAGUCACCUGCACGAUUCAGAUAUUCCGCCGAGUUCGUCGCCUCUAUCAUCACCUCCCCCAGUUCUAUUUGAGCCGUUCUCAUCUCACGCGUCAGAGGAAGAUGGACCAGGCAGCCGCAGCAGCACAUCGCCAUCCGAAGUUGACGACACCCCACCUUCACUCCCACCAAGCUUAUCGCAAUCAAAUCUUGGCACGGGAAAGAAUACACUACCCAACAUGAAGGGGAAGGAUAUGUUUGACGCAUCAAUAUGGGCAGACCCUCUGAGAACAUCCGUGUUUUAUACAUUUGCAACGACUCUGCGUCAAAAGGUCAGAGACGUUGAACCUACGAGCUCACAUCGAUUCAUCAGCCAUCUAAGAGAUCGCGGGAAGCUUGUCCGUUGUUAUACUCAAAAUAUUGAUCAAAUAGAGGAAAAGGUUGGCCUUUCGACAUGUCUCACCGAUGGACCUGGUAGCCGUGGCCGCUUCUCUCGAAAAUCAACCGCCAAUCUGAACCAACUGAACAGAAUGGUCGAUGAGGUUAACGCCAUGACCGAGGCCAAUUCAGACAAGUCACAGCAAUCAUCAGACAAUGAGGCCAGCCAACAGUCGCAAUCAAGCCAAUCGAAACAAGAUAUCGUGAUAGCUUCUCAAGCCGAGUCGGAUUUGGGCGCACCGGAAGAUGCUAUGGCCGUAGUGCAGAACCUCCGUCGUGACCUUCCAAAGUCAGGCGUUGAAUGCGUUUUCCUCCACGGUUCACUGGAGCUUCUCCGGUGUUUCCUGUGUGGCCGCGUAUGUUCUUGGGAUGAUGAAGGACGCCAGCUGGAAACAAUGUCAGGCAAACAACCUGAGUGUCCCCACUGUGUCGGCGCUACCGUCGCUCGUGAAGAGCGUGGGAAAAGAGCUUUGGGCGUUGGCAAGUUGAGGCCUGAUAUUGUGCUCUAUGGUGAAGAACAUCCCAAUGCACAUCUGAUCAGUCCGAUUGUCACGCACGACUUGGCCCUUUGCCCAGAUUUGCUACUCAUUCUCGGUACCAGCUUACGAGUCCACGGCCUGAAAGUAAUGGUCAGGGAGUUUGCGAAGGCAGUGCAUGCCAAAGGCGGAAAGGUGGUGUUUGUCAACUACACCAAGCCUCCCGAGAGUUCAUGGGGUGAUGUUAUCGACUACUGGGUCGAAUGGGAUUGUGAUGCUUGGGUAUCAGACUUGCAAGAAAAGAUACCCAAGUUAUGGCAAACUCCAGAUCCUCCCAAGCUCAAAAAGAAGCGCGACUCAGGUGGCGUAGGCGAAGAAGGCGAAAAGAUGGAUGCUAAACGUUGUACCGCGGCCAACCCAACUGCUUGUCGCGACACAAAGGCCACAGGGGCCUAUUGGGUUGCCAAGAUAAUGCAAAAUCUACACAGAAUAACCGGGCAUGGUCCUCUCGAUCCCAGAGAGAUAGUAACACCGGUCAUCAUGGCUGCACCCAUCGAGACACCUCCGGCUCCUGCUGAACAAUUGGAGCCACCACCGAGCAAACCGGUCGCGAUCCAGAGGAGGGCUAGACGAUCUCGGAGGUCUGCGCCGGGUGCUUUGGAAAAAACCAAGAAACCUCCAUCCACGUUGAACCCCAACCAUGGCCGGACGCUUCGCAGCACUGAAACUGCUGAACCCUCGAAGAUUGAGGAAACUGAAAUACCCUUUAGCCAUAUUUUAAGGCCCGAAAAAUUCCUCAGGGAGAGCUCGAUCAUUGACUCAGUCAAGGGGCGAGUUCGGAAGCGCAGAAGGAUUGACGGCGAAGAAGUCGAACUACCCUCCGUUGGUAGACGUCAUUCAAAUCAGAAAGCUACAGAGGUUGAUGGCUCACUCCGAUUACCUCCAUUAAACCCACAACCACCAACUCCCCAUACUAGUCCGCCUUUUGAACGUUUGGUACCAAUGGAGCCGCCUCAUUGUGAGACUCCUCCAAAGUACUACAUGAACGCACAGCUGCAACCCGUCUCGCCAGUGGCUGCGCCUAAUCCAGGACCGCUGAAACAAAUUUCUCAUAACACGAGUAGACGUGUUACGCGCAGUCAAAGGUCUUCGAUGGGCUUGGAAGAGCCUCCCGCGCCGUUUGUGGCCGGAUUUCCUCCAGAAAGUCCUGAAGCCAAACUUGCGCCCGGAAGAGUCCGAUACGCUCGCGGCCCUGUCUAUGCUGAAGAAUGGCCCGGCGCGUGA